AGUACAAGCCUUUCUUGAUGUGAUGCUUCUUCAUUUGCUCAAAACAAGCCUUCUUUUUUGCUCCGUAUCCACACUCCAAGAUGGCGGAAUUGUCUACCCAACCCUACUUACGCCAAGGUCGAACAGGGAGAGAAAGGUGCUCCAGAUAAGUGUGAAUAUCACACUUCAUCUUGAGAAAAGCCAAGUGUUUUUCGAAUGACUUUAUAUUUAUAACCGAAUCGAAAUAUGAAAAAAUCCACUACCGCAUGAAGCGUGAAUAUUACGAAAAGAACUUGUAUCACGACAAACAAAACAUGGCUUCCAGUCAUAGUCAACGAGGAUAGUGGCGUCCAAGUCGAAGGAAUCUUAAGCGAUACGAUGCGCAUCCGACCUAUGGCACAUAUGGAGCGCUCAGAGGACGGCCGCAUCCCUCACACCGUUUACGAAAUCCAACUGCCUCUGUGGACAAAAGAAGAGCCCGGAAGAUACAAGAAGAUUUAUCUGCAACCAUUCAUGCCCGUCGAAGAACGGGAAGAUAAACAGCAAAGAGAUCGUCGAAGACAACGAAAGAAAUACAACCCGAAAUUCAUGUCGUUGUAGAUUGCGCUUUCGCGUACGAAUUUAGGCUUAAUGAGCUUACUGUAACGCUAUACGUAGCGGUUUUCUUCAACGCAGUGAACCUUCGCUUUGGGACUAUCCGCAGACCUCGAAUCAGACUAAGAGUUGUGGGAAUUACCAUGUGGAAAACGAAUCCGCCGUAUCUUGUGCUGGGAAGGGAAGAAGACCAAGUACUGGACAUCGAGACGCUAGCAAAGUUCAACGCUCACUAUAGGAAUACAAUUCAAUUCAGCGAUUGCGACCUGAUGUUUUUGAUGACUGGACUGGACAUGGUUUUCAUCGAGAAAAACGUAACCAAGACCUGGGUAGGUGGUUAUUCCUACAUAGGCGCGAUAUGCCAAGAAAACAAAGUAGCCAUGGCAGAAGACCGUCCGAGAGCCUUCAUCAACGUUCAAACGGUUGCCCAUGAAAUCGGACACAGUCUUGGCUGUGCGCACGACGGAGAACCAGCUAUACCGCAAAUAGAAGGUCACAUAAGCUCAAAAACCUGUCCUCCGAGUGACGGCUACAUCAUGAGCUACUCAUGGAAAGGUGAAAAUAAGUACCGUUUUUCGAACUGCUGCCUACAAAACAUCGGAAAUCUGGUCAACCAGCAGCCACGCUGGCGUUGCUUAAUUGCAGUGAAAGCAAAGAAACGCAUAUCAAAUAAUAAGGACCUUCCUGGUAUGCGUACGACGCUAGAGCAUUUCUGCCAGAAAACAUACCUUUUUGAUCAUGAUGCGUUCUAUGAUAAGGCUUACGGCGUACAAGACUGCAAGGUUCGGUGCCAAAAUAAGACCAACCGCUUCACGGUCAGCGCUAUCGACGGCACACCUUGCGAAGAGAAUACAAGUCCGAAAAAGCACUGCAUUCUCGGAAAAUGCAUUGAAAUCAAGAAAUCAUAACUAUGGAGCUUUAUUCUUUAUGUAUCAAGUUGUUU
This is a messenger RNA of Rhipicephalus microplus (southern cattle tick), 1516 nucleotides long. RefSeq names its product venom metalloproteinase antarease-like TserMP_B. Gene Ontology annotation, molecular function: metalloendopeptidase activity. Gene Ontology annotation, biological process: membrane protein ectodomain proteolysis. Lineage: Eukaryota; Metazoa; Arthropoda; Arachnida; Ixodida; Ixodidae. The record is from RefSeq and is a predicted model, not a curated record.